Messenger RNA from Moneuplotes crassus, 588 nucleotides. Lineage: Eukaryota; Ciliophora; Spirotrichea; Euplotida; Euplotidae. The record is from the annotation of a GenBank genome assembly.
AACAAUGGGCUGCAGCGGAUCGUCAAAUAAUAGAACUAAGGUCAUCAAAAAGCAAACCCAGUACAAGGGAAUGUUCAGAGACCGUGUCGUUGAGGACGUAGAUAAGAGAAAGAGGAUAAUCAAAAAGUAUAUGGAAAGAGUGGAAUCUAUUGAAAAGGAACUCAAUGCUUUGGAGGCCAACAAGGAUCCAAAUACACAGAAGACUCGUGAAGAAUUGCAAGAGACACAGAAAACCUUGAUUGACAAAAUUGAAAUCCAGGAGGACAUUGUUCACAAGAUCAUUGUGAGACUCAGAAUAGUAGAGAGCCCUCAACCAGAGACUCCAAAGCUUGAACAAGCAAAGGAAGUCCAAUCAACUUCUCAUGGAGAUAAAAGAAGAGAUAUGCUUUUAGAGAAUUCUCACAAAUUUAUCAAAAAUCCAAGCCUGGGAUCUCCUAGAUCAAAGUUAGAUCCUCUAGAGAUCGAUAGUGCUCCCAUCGAGGUUGAGCAAAGGCCCAGAAUCAUCGAAACUAGGACUGCUGCUAACCAAAUGGAGAUGGCCAGAGUCUAAAUUCAUUGCUAGCAUAUCUUCUUAAUUUAAUUCUUAUA